This is a messenger RNA of Chlamydomonas reinhardtii, 3559 nucleotides long. RefSeq lists its product as uncharacterized. Lineage: Eukaryota; Viridiplantae; Chlorophyta; Chlorophyceae; Chlamydomonadales; Chlamydomonadaceae. Gene Ontology annotation, cellular component: cytoplasm; actin filament. The transcript is spliced from 5 exons. The record is from RefSeq and is a predicted model, not a curated record. Gene Ontology annotation, molecular function: microtubule binding; actin binding. Gene Ontology annotation, biological process: actin filament polymerization. Bases 131 to 3187 code for a protein of 1018 amino acids.
GUCGGGAUGUUUCGCAAGCAUCCGGACUUGCCUUUUUAGCCUUGGUGUGAUGGACCAUGACUGCUAUAACACAACUUCCUAACGCUUGAGGUUUGGUCUUUGAUUUUCGUUUCGACUAAGACUGGUGAAGAUGGCGCGGAUGCUUGUCACGAUGCUAGCAGGCGAGCUUCUGCUGGGCUGCCUUUUCGCUCAGCUCGCUGCGGCUCAAGUCACGCUGUGCAACAAGUUUGACAGCGUGGCGGGCCAAGCUCAGUUUGACCAGGCCUGCUGGAACAAAGCGCCCUGCGGUGGAGCCAACGUCACCAUCCCCACCGCCUGGAACUACUCCUCCCCCUGCACCUCCAACACCUCCAACACCACCUCCUCCUGCGUGCCGCUGCCGCCCGGCUACGCCUCCUGCGCCGACUGGCAGGCCGUCACCAACGCCAGCCCGGCGCCCUGCCGUACACUGACCUGCUGCGCCAGCCCGUACGGCGUGUCGUACAGCCGGUACAACUGCGCGCCCGCCAACACCACGUGCCUGGACACGGGGCCCAACUCGGUGGCGUGCAUGCCCACCCAGGCCUGCCCGCCGGGCUACAUUCCGGACGCCUCCGGCUCGUGUGCGGGCGCGCCGCCCACACAGCCGCCGCGGCCGCCCUGGCCGCCCCGCCCGCCGCCCGCGCCGCCGCCCUCCCCGCGCCCGCCGCGCCCGCCGUCGCCGCUGCCGCCGCGGCCGCGCCCGCCACCGCCCACGCCGCCGUCGCCGCCCGACCCGCCGCCUGCGCCGCAAAUCCCGCAGGCGCCUCGGUGGCCCUACCCCCAGCUCCCCUCCUGGCCGCCUGCGUCGCCGCCCGCACCCGUGUCCACCACGCCACGUUCGCCCCUGCCUCCGUGGAACCCGCGCCCGCCCUUCCUGCCGCCCACCCCCAACGGACCCACCAUCUUUGUGGGCUCGGACGUGCCGCCGUCGCCGCUGCGCCCGCCGCCGCCGCCGCCGCCAAUGCCGCCACGCCCGCCGCCGCCGCCGCCACGCAGCUCGCCGCCGCCGUCGCCGCCGCGCCCGCCGCCGCCGCCGCCUGCGCCCUCCUCGGGCGGUUGGCAGACGCCGCCGCCGCCGCCGUCAUCACAGCUGGCGGCGACGCCGCCAGGAGUGGCUGGGCCGGCGGCACCGCCUGGCGGCGGCGGCGGGCCGGCGCUGCCGCCAGGGACAAUGGCGGCGCCGCCGGGCAUGGCGCCGCCGCCAGGUGAUGGCGGCGAUGGCGGCGGCACGCCGACGUCAGCUGCGUCGGAAGGCGGCGGCGGUAGCAGCAAGACUGUGGCGGUGGUCGUGACGGUGGUGGUGUCUGUGGCGGUGGUCCUGGUGCUUCUGGCUGUGGGCUGGUGGGCCUGUAGGAAGCCGCCACCGCCGCUGCCGGCAGCACCGCCACCCUUCGGCGCCAUGAUGCCGCCGGCCGCCGGCACGGCACUGGCCGCCGCGGCAGCCAUCGGCGGCAAGGCCGCGCAGCUGCUGCUUGCGAGGCGCGGCGCCGCCGCCGCGCCGCCGUCAACCGCCGCCGCCGCCGCCGCCGCCAGCCCACGUGGCAGCGCGGCGUAUGGCGGCGGCCGCAGUGCCACAGCGAGCGCCGCCAUCCGGGGCGUGCGCGGUGGCGGCGGCGGUUACGGCAGCGGGCAGUACGAUGAUCCGCGGUACGAACGGCAGGAGGGUGGCGAUGACGGCUACGGCGAGUACGAACACAAGCCCGCCGCGAAGGGGCCGUACGACUGCGAUCCCUAUAAAGAUGAGUACAGUCCGUAUGACAAAUACGACAAGUACGGCGCUCAGGACGACGACGGAGCCACUACGGCAACUGGCGCAACUGCCAGCAGGAUGUCGCACGACAGCUGGGGACCCGCAGCGGCUGCGGCUGCGGCGGCGCCGCCGCCGGGGCCUUGGCCGCCGCCGCCGCCGCCGCCGUCAGUGUACCCGCACCAGCAGCCGCCGGCGCACAUGCACCCGUACAUGCACGCGCCGGCGACACGAGGCGGUGCGGCGGUGCAAGAUGACGACGGCUGGAGCGAGCGGGGCGGCGGCGGCUACGCCAGUGCCGGAGGCGGCGGCGGCAGCAGCAGGGCUACCAGCAUUGCCAGCAGCCGUGGUGCGCGCGGCUGGCGCUUGGGGCCGGGCGCUGGCGGUGACGGUGGGGGCGGUGGAGGCGGGCAGCGCUGGCCGUCCGCUGGCAGCGGGCGAUGGCCGGACGGCGGGCCGAGCGCAAGAGACAGCAUGCGCAGCAAUGUCAGCCGGACCGGGCGCGGCGCUGGGCAUGACCCCUUCCGCGCAGGCGCUCCGCCGCCGCCGCCGCCGUGGACGCCGCCGCCGCCGCCGAUGGCGCGCGGAAUGGCGGCGGCGGCGGCGGCUGGCGGCAUGGCGUCACCUGGGCGGAGCCCUCGGGGCACUGGCCGCUUAGAGCAUGGGGCGGCCGAACGCCAGCAUGACCACCAGCAGCAGCAGCAUCGUGACCACCAGCACCACCAGCAGUGCCACCAACAGCACCAGCAGCCGCCCUGGGAGCGGCAGGAGUCACACAGUCGGCGCCACCCUCCGCCGCUGCCGCCACCACAGCCGCACUCGCACUUCCGCCCGCCUGCCGCACACGGGGAAAACAGCGGUCGAGACGGCGGCGGCAGCAGCGUUUGGCGCAGAGCGCAUGAGGCGGCGGCGGAGGCUGAGGCACGGGCUGUUAGCGUGAGAGGCGCGGGGCGGGGACCAGUAGGCAGGGGUGGUCGGCACGGCGACACGCCGGGCGGCAGCAUGGCUGCGUUGCUACUGCGGUCGCAGCACUCGGGCGCGGCUGCUACUGCUGCCACUGCUGCUACUGGUACUGCUACUGCUACUGCUGCAGCGGCGGCUACUGCCGCAGCUGCUGCCAAUGCCGGACGGAGCGGCCGCGGCGAUGGUGGUGGCGGCGGUGGCCGCGCGGCGGAUCUGUACGGACACGGUGGUGCCAGCGGCGGCCGGGGUGGGCUGUGGAGCACCAGUGGCGGUGGUGGCGGCGGUGGCCGUGGCGGUGGUGGGAGGGCGGGAGGAGGUGGAGGUGGCGGCGGCGGGAGCCCGAGGGCUCCGGCGGACUCGUACCUCCGCCGCCACGACAACCCCUUUUAUCAGGAGCAUCACCGCUUUGAAGGUGACGGUGAUGAGCAUGACGGUGUGUGGCUUCCCCACCGCUAGAUGCACGGGCGAUGCUGUUACGGCGGCGCGCCGGUGGUGUGGAGGGCCAAGCAAGGGAGGUUGGAAAAGUGGGGUCGUGAACCGGGCAAUUGCAUGCGGGCAAAUGGAUGCGGGCGGUCGCUGCAAGAUGCGGCCAGCGGGGGCAGCGGAUGAUAUGAGUACUUGGCGGGGACUGUCGAAGUAGUAAUGUGGAGUGGGUAAGCUUCUGGUGUGCUAGUGGCCGCCAGUGUUCAAGGGGGGCGUUUGCAACCAUUAAAAGGCUUCAUAUGCGUGCUUAAGGUGCUUGUAUGCUAGUGGUCAAGCAUUUCCGCGCCAUCAUGGCGGGCGCCACGGUUGACCUUAACGGAUAUCGGGACUUCCUAGCGUUUUGCA